AUGUCGGACUCUGUCCUCAGCAAGGUAGGCGCACUCGCCAUUCUUAUCGUUCUCAUUAUCCUCUCAGGUUUCCGUUGGUACGGACUCCUCCUGCACCACCGUGGCCUCAAAGCAUACCGCCCUACCCCCCGCGGCAAGUCACCCAGCGACAAUGACCUGCAAGACAUCGCUGUCAUCCUUCCCGUCGUCGACUAUCAGAGCGAAAACUUCAUCCCAACUGUGGAAAGCAUCUUGAAGAAUUUCCCUGGACAGCUCUAUGUCGUAGUUGUCGGCAGAGGCGCAUACGACAAGGUUGAGCCUCAGAUGGCGGCUCUCAGAAAAAAGUAUGGGCACUCGCAAAUUCACAUCGGUGCGGUGAACAAGGCUAGCACGCAUCGUCAGAUUGCUCACGCCUUGAGUACUAUCAACCAUCGAGAUUUUCGGCUGACUGUCAUUACUGAGCAGGGCGCAUACUGGCCUCCCCGGUUCCUCCCAUCCGCCUGCUAUCCCUUUGACGACGAAUAUGUAUCAGCAGUCACUGUUCCCAAGAAGGCGCACAUCCCACCCCAAAGCGGCAUCUGGGCCCACGUCAAGGCGUACCUCUUUUCUUUUCACUACUGUGUUCAGGCUGAGGACAACUGCGCUGUCAACUGUCUGGAUCGUUCUGCCCUGUUUGGUGGUCCUACCACUCUGGUGCGAACUUACCUUCUGAAAGAGAACAGGUUCAAGGACGAAUUUGAAAAGGAGAUGUGGUUCUAUGAGCGAUUUGGUCCUCUCACAGGUGGUGAGCACUUCUUCCUAAACCGUUAUCUCCUGGGAGGCAACAAGAAGAUUUUCUUCCAGGACAGCCCCGAUGCAACGGUUUCAGUGGAGAUGAACUCUAUCCGUGAGUUUAUCGGUGAGUUCCUUCGCACCACUCGAGACAACUGGCGAACUUGCUACUCCAUAGCUCCCCAGUGUGCUUCGCUGUAUUAUCACCAUGGACACGUUAUCUACCCAGCUGCUACUCGGAUGACUUGGUGGCCAACCAUCUUCUCGCUCGCUACACAGAUCGAUCUUCUCACCAUCGUCCUUGUGCUCAACGACAGUCUCCUCAACAAAGCAGCGUUUUGUGUAUUCAUCAUCGUUGCGUUCUUGAUGGCUACUACGCAAGCUGUCUUGGGCCUGUUGGUGGUUAGGCGCAUGCAGCGUAAUGACUUUGACGUUAUUGCGCCGUUAUCUUGUGCGCUGCUGAGUCUUCCAUUUCAGUGUGCUCUCAGUCUUCUCAAGGGUGUAGCUCUGUUGACCUUUUGGAAGAUGGACGAUGAGUCUGUAUCGCAGAACAUCGAGGUGCCUGGGGAGAGAAAUCUUCCUUGGAGCUGGGACUUCAACGAGGGCGACUGGCACGGGGACAUGCCCUUUGGGGGGUCUUGGCUCUUGUUCAAGGCGAAGAAGUAG
This is a messenger RNA of Fusarium pseudograminearum CS3096, 1416 nucleotides long. RefSeq lists its product as uncharacterized. The record is from RefSeq and is a predicted model, not a curated record. Bases 1 to 1416 code for a protein of 471 amino acids. The transcript has a single exon. NCBI's taxonomy places the organism in Eukaryota, Fungi, Ascomycota, Sordariomycetes, Hypocreales, Nectriaceae.